Molecule: messenger RNA, 357 nt
Organism: Drepanopeziza brunnea f. sp. 'multigermtubi' MB_m1
Lineage: Eukaryota; Fungi; Ascomycota; Leotiomycetes; Helotiales; Drepanopezizaceae
Biological process (GO): vesicle-mediated transport; vesicle fusion
Cellular component (GO): SNARE complex; plasma membrane
Molecular function (GO): SNAP receptor activity; syntaxin binding
Source: RefSeq, a predicted model, not a curated record
AUGGCCAGCGCCGGCGACAGACCCUAUGAUCCGUACAUCCCAACCGACCAAGCACCGGGCGGAGGUAACUCUGCUCCGGGCAACCAGAGAACCGCUGCGCUGCAAGCUCAAAUCGAUGACACAGUUGGUGUGAUGCGCGAGAACAUCAACAAAGUCUCUCAACGUGGCGAACGUCUCGACUCUCUCCAAGACAAGACCGACAACCUCGCCGUAUCCGCACAAGGCUUCCGUCGCGGCGCAAACAGAGUUCGCAAGCAGAUGUGGUGGAAGGACAUGAAGAUGAGAAUGUGUCUCAUUGUCGGAAUAAUCAUCUUGCUUAUUGUUAUUAUUGUACCAGCUGUUGUGGCCACCAGAUAG